This is a messenger RNA of Wyeomyia smithii (pitcher-plant mosquito), 942 nucleotides long. RefSeq lists its product as uncharacterized. The transcript has a single exon. Bases 1 to 942 code for a protein of 313 amino acids. NCBI's taxonomy places the organism in Eukaryota, Metazoa, Arthropoda, Insecta, Diptera, Culicidae. The record is from RefSeq and is a predicted model, not a curated record.
AUGGUGGGAAUGUUUGUUGCCGAAAUAGAAGCUGCCGAGAACAAAGUCGAAGCUACAUUUUACGUAGCCAAAACCGGAAUGCAAAGCCUUCUGGGAGAUGAAACGGCUAAGAAACUUAAAGUUUUGAAGAUUGGCUACAACGUAGCAUCAGUCCGACAGAGCCCAGGUCCGUUUCCGAAAAUCAAGGGAGUUCUUGUGGAGAUUCCGGUCAACCCUGAUGUUGAACCCGUACAACAACCACACCGCCGUGCUCCUUUCGCAUUGGAAGACAAAAUUGCGGAAAAACUCCAAUAUCUUCAAGACCAGGACAUUAUCGAACGGGUGCAUCAACCAUCGGCAUGGGUUUCCCCUAUAGUUCCGGUUGUAAAAGAUAACGGCGAAAUACGACUAUGUGUUGACAUGCGUCGAGCCAAUCAAGCAGUCCUCAGAGAAACACACCAGUUGCCUAUAAUUGAGGAGCUCUUUGGGCGAAUAAAUGGUGCCGUCAGGUUCUCAAAGUUGGAUAUCAGAGUAGCUUAUCAUCAAGUGGAAAUUUCGGAAAGAUCUAGAGAGAUUACAACAUUCAUCGCCAAACAAGGCCUGCUCAGAAACAAAAGGCUAAUGUUUGGUAUUAGCUGUGCUCCGGAAUUGUUUCAGAAGGUGAUGGAGUCUGUUGUUGCUGGGCUCGACGGAGUGGUUAUAUACCUAGAUGACUUAAUGGUUUGGGGACGAAAUUUGGAGGAACAUGAUCGUAGACUAAAGGCCCUUAUGGCUCGGUUACAUGAAUUCGGGCUCAUGCUGAACAAAGAGAAAUGUGUUUUCGCCGUACCGCAACUUGAGUUCCUAGGUCAUGAAUUAUCGAGCUCAGGUAUCCGUCCAACGGAAAGUAAAAUUGCCGCUAUCAAAUCUUUUCGCAUUCCUAACAAUCCUAACUAUAACUACGUAGCUUUCUGGGGCUCAUAA